Messenger RNA from Procambarus clarkii (red swamp crayfish), 4142 nucleotides. NCBI's taxonomy places the organism in Eukaryota, Metazoa, Arthropoda, Malacostraca, Decapoda, Cambaridae. The record is from RefSeq and is a predicted model, not a curated record.
CUUGCCUGAGGGGUCAGUGCCGCGCGCUCGCCUGUGUAGUGAGGUGGGUACGCUCCGCCCUGCCCAGCACCCGCCCUGCCCAACACCCGCCCUGCCCAACACCCGCCAAGUCCUGCUGACUUACUCAUCACCUGUGGACGCUCGAGUAUGACAACGCAUUCAUCAUGAGGCUUUUGUCUUUCGUUGGAAGAGGCGGCGGGAGUGUUGUGGGCGAGGCUGUGGCGGUGUUGCUCCAGCUGCUGCUCUUCUCUCACCUCACUCAUGCACAGUACGACACCUACGACGAGCUGAACGGGCCGUGUGCUGACUACCAGCCCGGGGAGGACGACCUACAAGCCUUUGACUUCAUCCGCAAGUUCCGCCUGGAUGUCUUGGAGCAGAGUUACCCCGGCGUGAGGCGUGUCCGGGGUUCGAACCGCAUGCAGACGGCCUACCGGCUCAAGGGAGACGCCGACCUCCAGAUUGCCACCAGGGACAUCUUCCCGCUGGGGCUGCCGCAGGAGUUCUCUCUCAUCUGCACGUACAAGGCCCGGGGCAGCCCUCAGGUGCCCUGGGACCUGAUCCGCAUCAACGACCUGAGGGACGAGACGCAGUUCGCCAUCACCCUCAACCCCAGGACCAGGAAUGUGGAGUUCUCCAUCAUCUCCUUCGACGGAACACUCCAGACGCUCGAGUUCAAGCAGGCUCAGACCGCUGUGGACUCCACUUGGCACAAGCUGCACUUCGGGGUGUUCCGUGACCGAGUGAUGCUCUACCUCGACUGUGAGAGGACCAGUGAAGAGCCCAUCGACCCCUUCGGCCCUAUUGACGUUAAUGGUAAUAUCCAGAUUGCCAAGCUGCAAGACUCGUCUCGAACCUUGCCAAGGAGGCCGAAGAAGAAGAAGAACGAUAUUGACCUGCAGUGGAUGGUGAUGAGCUGCGACCCUUCCAGCCCUGAACGGGAGACCUGCUCAGAGCUUCCUCUGCGACAGGUGCAGCCGACGGUCACUGACCAGGUGGGACCUGAGCAGUGUGAGGUGGUGUGCCCCAUGGGUCCUCCUGGCUUCAACGGCACUGAUGGUCGGAGGGGUCGGCGUGGCGAGCCUGGCCCGGCAGGACCCAUUGGGGACCCUGGCAUACCCGGCUUCCGUGGCGCCAAGGGUGAGCCUGGAGUGCCUGGACCUCCAGGAAGUGCUGGCCUACCAGGGGCACCAGGUCGACAGGGAGAAAUCGGAAGUCGGGGUCUUAUUGGACCCCAGGGACCCCAAGGACCCCGAGGUCUUUUAGGCCCUGUGGGCCCUAUUGGUCCUAAGGGAGACAAUGGUGACCGCGGGCUGCCUGGUCAACCUGGACCCGCGGGGCCCCAAGGGGUACCUGGUGCCAAAGGAGUACCUGGUGAUGCAGUGUUGGUCAAUGGUCCUGCCGGUGAACAAGGUCCCCAAGGACCUCCAGGACUACUAGGACCACCUGGUUUCGACGGUACUCCAGGCCAACCAGGAGCCAAAGGAGAACAAGGAGACCGAGGCGAGCGAGGAUUGAAUGGUCGACGUGGUAUUCCGGGACCCAAGGGAGACACCGGUUCUGUUGGACCAGUUGGCCCUCGAGGUGAACCCGGACCUUCGGGUCCACCUGGCAUCCCUGGGGCACCAGGUGGUGGUGGGGCAGGUGGAGACUCGGUGCCAGGCCCACCCGGUGUACCCGGAGCCAUGGGACCCGUGGGACAACGUGGCGAACCUGGAGUCAAAGGUGAUGUUGGUGCCCCUGGUCGCGAAGGUUUGCCCGGUCCACGUGGGGACAAAGGUGACCGAGGGCCCUCAGGCCCUGCUGGCGCUGACGGAGUUAAGGGAGAACAAGGAAGAGUGGGACCCUCGGGUACUGAUGGCAGUAAGGGCGAGCCAGGUGUGCCGGGGAUAACUGGUCUCAUUGGUAAACCUGGCGUCGUCGGUCUCCCGGGUCCUCAAGGGCCAAUGGGUCCACCAGGCCCCGAGGGCCUCAAGGGUUCAGCAGGAGGCCGUGGUGAACCAGGCUUUCCUGGAGAGCCUUCUCCACCUGGAACACCUGGACCACAGGGCGCUCAAGGUAUGCAAGGAGAAAGAGGAGAAGAGGGACCACAGGGAGCCCCAGGGCCUCCAGGACUUCAAGGACCACCAGGCAACCCUGGACAAUUAGGAAUUAUGGGACCUAAAGGACAUGCAGGGCAACCAGGUCUUAAGGGAGAGCCAGGCAAGCAAGGUCUGCGAGGUGAAGUUGGCCCAAUGGGAGGAGUUGGACAGAGAGGACCAGCUGGCCCUCAGGGUCCACCUGGUCGCUCUGGAAAAGAUGGCCCUAAGGGAUCCCAGGGUAUUCAGGGCCCUGUAGGCCCUCGUGGCCUCCCUGGACCAUCUGGUCCAACAGGUCCUCUUGGUCCAACUGGGUCACCAGGUCUUCCUGGAUUUACAGGCAAGCCUGGUGCUCCUGGUCCUCCAGGUCCUCCUGGUCCACCUGGAGAAUCUGCCCCUCAGGCAAUACAAGUAGCUGGUGAACGUGCAUACGGUAUGCCUGGCUCUGUGGGUCCUAUGGGGGCUACAGGCCUUCCCGGAGAGCGUGGUGCCGAUGGUUCCCGAGGCCCUGAAGGCAAGAGGGGCCACCCUGGUAUGCCUGGACCUGCUGGCCCAUCUGGGCUGCCUGGAUCUCCAGGCCAGCGUGGAGCACCUGGCAAUGAUGGUUCGCCUGGCACUCCUGGUCGAGAAUACACAGAGGAAGAGUUGCGGGGAAUAUGUGCUUCAGUUUUGAGAGAAAACUUGGCUGAGAUAGCCAAGACGCUGCGAGGGCCGCCAGGCCAGCCUGGUGUUGGACGCCGUGGCCCUGCUGGUGAACCAGGAGAAGUUGGUCCCCAAGGAGCUCCGGGCUCCCCCGGUGAGACAGGUCAGCGUGGGUACACCGGGUACCCAGGUGCCGCAGGUCCUGCAGGACCCACGGGAGAGCGCGGUCCCCGGGGGUACAAGGGUGAGAGAGGCACCAUGGGAGAGGGCAGAGACGGCAAGGUGGGACCUCCUGGAGAUCCAGGUCCACCUGGACCCCCAGGAGUGGGUCUGCCAGGCAGGAUAGGAGAGCGAGGUUCCCCAGGUCUGACAGGGGCCCAGGGAGGAAGAGGAGCCCCUGGCCCUCAGGGACCACCAGGUCACUGUGAAUACUGCAACCCUGCCUUGGCCUACCAGUCAGCAGCUGCUCAGGGUAAUACUAAAGGUCCCUGAGCAUCCAUUUCUCCACUUGAGAUGACCUCUGCGCCAGGCUCAUCAUGAGGUUAUAUGGACAAAAGAUCAUGAUGCUUUGCUGAUAUUAAUAAAAUCUGUCUACACAAUUCCUUUUUCGUGUGUUGUUAUGUCAACAGCUUUUCUAUGCCACAAAAUAUAAGCUGAUAAAAUUUGGAAAUGUAUAGAUCUAUGGAAACGUCUCUCAAACUUAUAUUUGUGUACUUCAUAUUAAAAUAAAUAUUUUUCAGUUUCACUUGUCAAAGUGUGCUUGUCAUUAAUUUUAAUUAAACUAAAGAUUAUAAAAACAUUUAUCCAAAUAAAAUUACACUGUAUAAUGUGCUUAUUAGCUAUUAAAAAGAGAGCUCAGUACACCAAGACUACAUAUCAAAAUAUCAUUCAUCAAGACCUUACAAACUGUGGUUGUAACAAAGCCCAUCACUGCCAAGCCCUCGUGCUUUUCUGUGUCGUCGUUGUUGUUUUUGUUGCAAAUAACGUUAGUCACCGAGGUUAAACAUAAUUUCAUAGGCUCAGUUUAUCCUAAAACCUAAGUGAAUACUUUUCAAAGUAUUUUUACAGUGUCAUCAUCAGCCAUAUGCAUUCAUACUCAAAAUAAAAUAUGAUAAUUUAGAUAUUGAAUAAAUAAAUUAUGGUGCCAAACUUAUAGAUGCGAGUAUGUUCUGUGAGUACUGUAGGAGCUCAGCUGCCAUCUAUGGCAGUAAUAUAAGAGCUCAGAGCCCUCUGUGGCAAUGAUGUAGGAACUCGGUUGCCCUCAGUGGCAAUAUGGUGGAUGCUCAGCCUCAAACACUCCAAUGGUGCUAUUUUUUUAUAGUAGUUACUUUUUAAUCUGCCAUCAUGUAUAUUCCAUAAGACUAACCUUAAUGUGUACAUAAAAUAAUUUUUUAUCUAAAUUAAUAAAGAGUUGGCCAACAA